Amphimedon queenslandica is the source of this 1840-nucleotide messenger RNA. RefSeq lists its product as uncharacterized. The record is from RefSeq and is a predicted model, not a curated record. Bases 870 to 1466 code for a protein of 198 amino acids. The transcript has 7 exons. NCBI's taxonomy places the organism in Eukaryota, Metazoa, Porifera, Demospongiae, Haplosclerida, Niphatidae.
UUACCCUUGAGUGGACUGUGAUUGAUGACAACACUGUCAACUUUAUAUACACUGCUCCUUCCACUAGCACUCAAUAUACUGCUUUGGCUUUCUCUAACCAGCUCAUAAGUCAAGCAUCACUAUCAGGUACUGUUGCUCUUGAUGCUGUAUAUGCUGGAAGUAAUGGGACUUCUUCAUUUGUACAAGACAGGUGGGUUACAAGUAUAUUCAAUAAUAUGUUGGACACUGAACAAAAUCUUGAAGAUACAAGUGCUUCGUUAAGCAAUGGCUUGCUUACAGUUAAUUUCACUCGUCCAAUAAUCAGUCCUGAUAACUAUAAUCAAGAUCUUGAUUUAAACGUGUGUCAGUAUGUUAUCUAUGUAUUCAAUGGAGCAGUAAUGGGCUCAUUUUCAUCACCUAGUGGGUUUAAUAUUCCUACUGGAUUUGGUAUACUUCCCAUGCAGUUGUGUCUUCAAAAUUGUUCAGAUGUUCCUUCCCCCUCUACUACUGUUCCUUCCUCAACUGGUGCUGUGACAGUUAGUACAACAUUUGUUCAAAGUUCUCCCUCAAUUAGUGGAUCCAGUAGUGUGAGUGCUACUCUUACUCCUACUGCUACUCCUACUAGUACUCCCAGUGGAGCUAGUGCAGGAAUGAUUGCUUCAGUUUUGCUUAUUAUGAUUGCUGUUGCCAUUGUCCUUCAUGUUUAAUACAAUGUAGACUGAACAUUAAAAUUGUUUUCAAUCCUUGAGCUUGUUUUGAGAAUUGAUAGUAAUGUUUAUGUAGUUGUUGUAGAUAUAAAUUAAUUAUUCAAUUUAGACUGGUGGGUGGGAUUGUAGAUUGUAGUAUAGAUAUAUUUAUUAUUGUGGGCAGAAGACGGAUUCACAACCAAAAUGCAAGGACUACUAAAGCUCUUUCUUCUAGCUGGUCUCUUUACUAUUUCUCUAGCUCAGUGUUCAGGAAACUUUACUAAUGAGACACAGCAAGUUACCCUUGAGUGGACUGUGAUUGAUAGCAACACUGUCAACUUUAUAUACACUGCUCCUUCCACUAGCUCUCAAUAUACUGCUUUGGCUUUCUCUAACCAACUCGUAACCUCUGCAUUUAGUUUGGCUAAUGUUGAUACUGUAUAUGCUGGAGAUAAUGGAACAGUUUCUUUUGUACAAGACAGAUGGUUUCCAAAUGCAUUCAAUAAUAUGUUAGAUACUGAACAAAAUCUUCAAAAUACAAGUGCUACAUUAAGCGGCGGCUUCCUCACAGUUAAUUUCACUCGUCCAAUAAUCAGUCCUGAUAAGAAUCAAGACCUUGAUCUUAACACGUGUAAAUAUGUUAUCUAUGUAUUCAAUGGAGUGGUAACAGCCGGCUCAUUUUCAUCACCUACUGCAUUUGGUAUUCCUGCUGGAUUUGGCUUAUUCCCCAUGCAGUUGUGCCUUCAAAACUGUCAAGAGCCUCCCAUCAGUUACUACUACUAUUAUGCCAACUCCUAUUGAUCCUGCACCCUCCAGUGAGAUCAGCAGCCCACCCUCAACUACUAAUGGUAUUUCUACUAAUCCUUUGCCCUCUGUUGAGAGCUCAACCACAGCUACUGUCUCAAGUCCUACUCCCACUACUACAGUUAAUGAUGCUAGCAAGAAAUUUGCAUCUGUCUUGUUAGUCAUGUUUGCUCUCAUGUUUGCCAUUCAUGCUAUGUAGAAUGUUGAACAGUAGUUUACUUAUUAAAAGUUGUUUUGAGCUUGAGUUUGUUAUGCUAUUAGUUUGUUACUAAAUAUUUUACUGAUGUUAUGUGAUGUACUUAAAGUAAACUCUCACUGACAUACCUAUUGAUUUUUUGGAAAAAAUUCUCAGAUGAUUGUAAUUCAUAUCA